This is a messenger RNA of Vicia faba (fava bean), 876 nucleotides long. NCBI's taxonomy places the organism in Eukaryota, Viridiplantae, Streptophyta, Magnoliopsida, Fabales, Fabaceae. The record is from the annotation of a GenBank genome assembly.
AUGGAUUUCUCUUUCAACCAUGGCCGUAACUCCUCAAACGUAACCCACACUCAUCAUCACAACCCAAGAGACGACACCGAAGAACCACAAUUCCCUCCACCCGGUCACACCUCCUCCCCCUUCAACCACCCACCACCGCCACAUCAUCAUCAACAACCACCUCCAUUUUACGGUGACUCUUACCCACCACCACCACAACUUCCUCACCAACCAGAAACUCAAGUCUUCCACACUGGACACGUGUCCCAUGACGACUUCAGUUACCCUGCUCCACCUCCACCCCAACCUCAUAACUACGGCGGUGGAGGAUACCCUCCUGCACCCCCAUCUGUACCUGAUUACUCAUCCACCCCAUUCCCUAACGCUACUGUGCAUCACGUUUCUCAUGAGUCUCAUCACCCCCAUUUUCCAACCAACGUUCAUCAUGUCAACCAUGAGGUUUCACCUAUCGCUCAUCCUAUCUCCUCCAACAAACACACUUACAAGAUUCUCACCAAAGCUUCCCCGAAUUACUCCCUCACUAUCCGCCGCGGCGAAGUCGUUCUCGCACCUUCCGAUCCCUUAGAUCAGCAUCAGCAUUGGUACAAGGAUGAGAAGUGGAGUACCAGGGUGAAGGAUGAAGAUGGUCACCCUUCUUUUGCUUUGGUCAACAAGGUCACUGGUGAAGCUAUUAAGCAUUCCAUUGCUGCAUCCCAUCCAGUUCGGCUGGUACGUUACAAUCCGGACUAUCUUGAUCAGUCUAUUUUAUGGACUGAGAGCAAGGACCAGGGUAAUGGCUACCGAGCUGUGUACAUGAUGGCACUACUGUUGUCCUCUGGGACUGGAACAGUGGUGAUAACCAGCAGUGGAAGAUCUUGCAAUACUGAGUACAAUUGA